GCCUGUCCUUUUGUUUCGAUUCACCUAUCCGUGGAGAUGGCUGCCAUCGAUGCCACCAGCGUCAGCAACAGCAGCAGCAAUGGCAAUAGCAACAAUGCUGUGGUGGAUCACGCUGCAGUGGCAACGGUGAAUUCUGAUAAUGACAUCCAGCAGGAAAGAGGUCGGUCACUGCAGGCUCAGUUUGGGGACCAGAGUAGUCGACUGCCACGGAGGAAGAUUAUUACGAUCUUCCUUGCAUGUGCCACGGUCGACUUCGUAGCACUCAUUGAUCAAACGACGCUCGCUGUGGCGCUUUCUACAAUCGGGAGUGCUCUACAUUCUAGUAGCCAGACUAGUUGGAUCGCCUCGGGGUAUUUCAUAACAUCCACUUCUUUUCAACUCCUCUACGGCCGGCUAUCAGAUAUCUGGUCUCGUAAAUAUGUCCUCUAUACUGGCCUCGCAAUCUUCUUCAUCGGUUCUCUCGCGUCCUCGUUAAGCACCUCUGUUAUCCAGUUGAUAGUGUUCCGUGCUAUUACGGGUAUCGGUGGUGGUGGACUGAUGACGGUUGCACAGAUCAUUGUCUCGGACGUUGUUAGUUUGAGGGAGAGGGGCCGGUACCAGGGGAUUCUAGGUGCAGUAGUAGCCAUCUCGAACGGCAUAGGCCCCUUGAUAGGAGCCGCACUCGCUUCAACUUCUCAGGAUGGCUGGCGAUGGAUCUUCCGCCUUAAUCUCUUCACAGCAGCUUUCACAACGACCUGUUGCCAUUUCUUCAUGCCCUUGCGAAAGACUCGGGGACAUUGGAAAGAGAAAUUAAAGGCUGUUGAUUUCUGCGGUGUGGGUUUUGCGCUCAUCGGCUCAACCCUCCUGAUUCUCGGUCUAAUCUGGGGCGGAAGUCACCGAUCAUGGAACGCACCAGUCGUGAUCUCUUCUCUAACACUCGGCUUCGUCUUUUCCAUUGCCUUUAUCGUCUGGGAAUGGAAAGGGACAAAGCACCCCUUAGUACCUAUGCACAUUUUCAAAUUCCGCAUGGUCAAUGGCGCAUGCCUCACCAUGGCCAUUAACGGCUGGUUAUUCUUGACACAGAUUUACUACAUCCCGACUUUCUUUCAACUUGCAUAUGGAUACUCGGCCAUCAAAGCGGGAGCUUUGUUGCUGCCGCUAACUCUUGUUCAGACUUUUAGCAGUACUCUCUCCGGUUUGAUUGUGUCUUGGCGUGGCCGCUACAGAGAAAGUAUAUUACUCGGUUGGGUCCUAUGGGCAGUUGGACUGGGUCUCUUCUCAACGCUAGACAAGCAUUCAAAUCUUGGCAAGCAGAUCGGUUAUCUCAUUUUGACGGGUUUCGGUGUUGGACAAACACUCCAACCGUCUCUUAUUGCUAUUCAAGCAGGCGUCAGGAAAGAGGAUAUGGCUGUAGUUACUGCUACGAGGAACUUCAUCCGCAAUCUUGGCGGCACCUUUGGCCUUGCUGUCGCUGGCACGAUCAUUAACUCCUGCAUCCUCAACGCCAUCUCCUCGCCGGCACUCGGUCUCUCACCCUCCGAAAUCAACGCGAUCCUCAACGACCCUUCAUUCAGCGGCAGCGUACUCUCCUCCAACAGCGCCGCGCACCGCGUUGACGUGUCCGCCACCGUUCUCGCAGCCUACCAGCGGGGAUUCCGCAUUGUAUUUAUUGUGGGGGCAGCGUUGGCCGCAUUGUCGGUACUACUCGCAGCGGUCUUGAUGCCACAGAUUGAGAUCAAGCACGAGAAAAAAGUCAAGGAAGAUGAGGAAAAAGGGAAGGAAGAUGAGGAAAAGGUGAAGGAAGAUGAGGAAAAGGUGAAGGAAGAUGAGGAAAAGGUGAAGGAAGAUGUCGAAAGGAGCUAAGACUGUGGGAGCAAAAUAUCUGGAGCUGGACAGGAAGAAACUAGAGAAAAGGAGGGGGAGAGCAUGGCGCGUGGUACGUGAUGGAGGGGAUCGGGCAAAAAAGGGCUUAGACAAAGUGAUUAUGCUUCGUCUCCUUCCUUUCCCGUGGUUGUUAGAAGCGUAUUUCUGACUCGAACUUCAAAAAAAGUUGGAUGAAUACAGCUGCGUAUAUCCUUGUAUAUACCCUGUCGUAUCAAUUAGAUGAGCAAGGUAAACAUAGAUGAUUCAUCUGAAUGAGUU
Amorphotheca resinae ATCC 22711 is the source of this 2121-nucleotide messenger RNA. RefSeq lists its product as hypothetical. Gene Ontology annotation, biological process: transmembrane transport. The record is from RefSeq and is a predicted model, not a curated record. Gene Ontology annotation, molecular function: transmembrane transporter activity. Bases 37 to 1842 code for a protein of 601 amino acids. The transcript has 13 exons. Lineage: Eukaryota; Fungi; Ascomycota; Leotiomycetes; Helotiales; Amorphothecaceae.